GGUUAAUGGUCCAACACUGCCACCCAUCUGUCAAUCUUGGUAGCUCAUAAGUUACAAAACAGCCAUUGUAUAAAACCAAACCUAAGUGAGUGCUGUUGUGUAAACGUUGCUAGUUUCUUUUUAAGCUGCGACUCCAAACGCCAAGCAUCACAGACAUGAACAGCAGACGAUCGAAGUCGCCCGCCUCUGAAUCCAGAAAGGCCAAGGUAAAGAAACGAGCUGGCGAAAACUCUGCAACGCUCUGUAGGAAACUACGAGACAAGAAAGAAGCAGAAACAGGGUCUCCUGUCAAGCCCACUGCAUUCCAGAGGAAACGUGCACAUGGCAGCAUACUGCACUACAUCUACAGGAACACUCUGGGACAAAGUCUUCACUCUCAUGUGAGACAGUGUCUCCAGGAGCCUUUUGUCCGCUCGCUCUCAUCCUACCUAUUCCACGCAGCCACCAGCCCCUUUGAUCGCAGAAUCACCUCCUUGGAGUGGCAUCCCACUCAUCCCACCACGCUGGCCGUGGCCUCCAAAGGUGGGGACAUUAAUCUGUGGGACUAUGAGCUCCCCAGCAAAAGGAUGAUGAUUCAAGGGAAUGGUGCUGGAGACUCUAUUGGAGGGAUGAAGUUUUGCCCCAUGGACCACUCCAGAGUCUAUGUGGCGUCCGUUGAGGGCACACUGAACGUGCAGAGCUUUGAGGGACACGCAGCCACCAUUUUAUCUCGAACUGGAGACUGUGGCCACGAUCACCACAAUGUUUGUUGCUGGUACUGCUGUGUAGACGUGUCCAUCAGCCGACAGAUGCUCGUGACAGGGGACAACUUAGGGAAGCUCUUACUUCUGGGUUUGGAUGGGCAAAAGAUUUUCAGUGGCAAGUUACACAAAGCGAAAGUGAGCCACGCAGAGUUCAACCCGCGCUGUGAUUGGCUGCUGGCGACGGCCUCUGUGGACCACACCGUGAAGUUGUGGGAUCUGAGGAACAUGAAGGACAAAACGAACUUCCUCCAUGAAAUGCCUCAUGAGAAGGCUGUCAACUCAGCCUGUUUUAACCCCCUGGAUGGUUCUAAGUUGCUAACAACUGAUCAGUACGACCAGAUCCGCGUCUAUUCAUCUCACGAUUGGUCCAAACCUCAGCAGAUCAUCCAGCAUCCACACAGACAGUUUCAGCAUCUCUCACCCAUCAAGGCCACAUGGCAUCCUGUCUAUGACCUCAUUGUGGUAGGUCGUUACCCUGACGACAGGGUUUGCACUGGAGACCAGAGGACCGUUGACAUCUUUGAUUCAAACACAGCAGAGCUUGUGUGUCAGCUGCAGGAUUCCGUUGUUGCCGGAAUCAAGUCUAUCAACAAAUUUAAUCCCACAGGAGAAGUGAUUGGCUCUGGAAUGGGCGUAACAGUACUGAUUUGGUGCAGAAACAAGUUGUUAGGAGACGGAAACAAGCAAGAGGAAACGUCCACCUCAGCUCAGAGUUUAAGGAGUGAACGUAGUGGUCAGCAGCGAUCCGUUAGGAACAAGAGAGUUGCUGAUGUGGAAGCCAAGCUCAAGAAAAAACUGCUUUCUCUGAAGGAAACGGAGACCGGAACCAAGACUAAGAGCACUAAGCAGUCGAGGAAGCACUGAAUUUAACUUGUCUAGUUUUUGAAAUUCUUUACUACUAUGUUAAACUUAGAAAUAUUGCACGUUAUUGUUUUUUCUACUGUAUUUGUAAUAAAAAGUUUUUACCAUAAA
This is a messenger RNA of Nerophis ophidion (straightnose pipefish), 1715 nucleotides long. RefSeq names its product damage-specific DNA binding protein 2 (gene ddb2). The coding region runs from base 156 to 1607 and encodes 483 amino acids. NCBI's taxonomy places the organism in Eukaryota, Metazoa, Chordata, Actinopteri, Syngnathiformes, Syngnathidae. Gene Ontology annotation, biological process: response to UV; DNA repair. Gene Ontology annotation, cellular component: nucleus; Cul4-RING E3 ubiquitin ligase complex. Gene Ontology annotation, molecular function: damaged DNA binding; protein binding. The record is from RefSeq and is a predicted model, not a curated record. The transcript is spliced from 11 exons.